Pseudophryne corroboree (corroboree frog) is the source of this 7866-nucleotide messenger RNA. It is a transcript of the gene BCL2L11, whose product is annotated as BCL2 like 11. Bases 294 to 890 code for a protein of 198 amino acids. The record is from RefSeq and is a predicted model, not a curated record. The transcript has 4 exons. Lineage: Eukaryota; Metazoa; Chordata; Amphibia; Anura; Myobatrachidae. Gene Ontology annotation, biological process: meiosis I.
UAUGGGAGGGGGAUUUCCCGACUUGAAGAUCGGCGGUUGGUCGUUUCCGCGACAAUCGCACGGUUCGACCAAUGAGCUGGGAGAGGCUGUUUUGCCUGACGUCACAAUGGCUUGCGAGGACAUCGCUGUGGUACAGCAACAGUAUUCCCUGCCAGCUUCGGAGAGGAUCGGAUCCCCGGCGCCCGGUGCUGCGCUCACUGCAACUCACUCUGCUCCCGGCUCACCUCCACCCAGUCCCCGCUCAUCCGGUGGGAUGGCCACGGUUCCCGAGCUGUGAUAAAUAAGAAGACCAAAUGGCCAAACAACCAACAGUGUUAAACUCGGAGUGCAGCGGAGGAGACCAGAUACAGCCGACACAUAGACACACUCCGCACAAGUUUUUCAGAAGAGGGGCCCCCACUUCCCUUGCUAGCCCAUUUGAAGGACACCGUUCUGAUGAGGGAGCGAGCUCCUCAACCAGUACUCCCUGGGCUCCUAAUCUAUCGCCUUAUAGCCCCAGUUCCUUUGCCAACAGAUCUCCGCAUUGUAUGUUGGUAAGAAGGUCAUCUCUUGUCUCCAAAACUUCAAGUGGGUAUUUCUCAUUUGAAGUGAGUCCGGCACCUGUGUAUUGUGAUAAAGCCACUCAGACACCGAGCCCACCGUGUCAAGCCUUCAACCACUAUUUAUCUGAGAUGGCAGCUGCCAGAAAUCCUAAUGACCUCGUAGACAUGCGGCCAGAAAUCUGGAUUGCACGUGAACUGCGACGCAUUGGAGAUGAAUAUAAUGAUCUGUACAAUCCGAGAAGGGUUCUUCUUGACAAUCGACGCAGAGCCGUGGCCAACGACCAAGUGAUUAUCUUGCGUGUGUUGCGUUAUAUCAUACGGCUCAUAUGGAGACUUCAGUGGCUUUGAAGGAGGUUAUUAUUUCACAAAUGAAGGACUCUUGCACACAGCCACUGAGACAGCUUCCUAUACUAUGCAACUCACAUCAACAUCUGGAAAAGAUGUUAUGGAGAACAUUGGACGUCUUCCGAUUCAUAAUCAGUAUGCAGAAAUACAUUUACCAGAUGAAAGCUUAAUGGGACAGAACAACUGGCAUCAUGGAUUUUAAGCUUCAGAAAUGGAUGGAUUUUUCUGACAAUAUUUUAUAGAGUAGAGAUUUUAUAUUUUGUGUAUAUAUAAGAUUCUUCAAACUUUCAUAUCUACUGAAAUAUAUAUCCAUCUCCAAAGACCUGUGGAUAUUGUGGUAAUUGAGCCUUUUGGAUCCACACAGCUGCCUUACUUUGUACAAAGCAAAUGUGAGAUGUGGCAUGAUGGGACAACACCUUAUACUAGCAUCCCAGUCUUGGUGCUCCUGUUCUCCCAGUUACUCCUGUCUUCAUUGCCAUAUGGCUUUUCUGAGGAUUGUUUUGUUUUCCCAGAAGGAUCCCCAAUCUGAAUAUUGAUCUGGUGAGCUGGCCAGCACCCUGUGUUUUAUAGGAUGGGUCGGUGGAAGAGACUGAGCUUUCUCACAGUUUCACUUUUUGCUGCAUUGCCUCGCUGGGUAACCCAUGUCCUCUGCCAGCUAUGUUUACAGCAAGCUUGUAGUUCUCUGUUUUAGGGCUAACCACAAUAUUGUCCCCCCCCCCCCCCCCCCUUUUCCGCAAUUACAUAGAAGAUAAUUAUGUAUAUGGUAAAAGCCUUUAUAAGAUAUAAAGGAACAUGUCUAUGUUCAUGGGACCAGUAGCUUUCUAUUGGGAUCUAGACCUUCUAAAUCAUGUUAAAGGACCACUAAAUGUAAAAUAUAAAUUGGAAAUAGAAAUAAUGCACGUGCAUCAAGAGCUUGUAUAAAUGAAGAUAUUGCAGAUAACUUUUGGUCCCAAAGUGCUUGUUCUCCGGCCACACAGGAGAUGUAAGUACAAUACCAUAUUUAAAAAGCUCUGUCACGGUAUAGAAAGUAUAUUCCGUUGUUAGCAGAUCAUUUAGAUGGGGCAAAUUGUAUUUUUAGUUUUUAGUGGUCCUUUAAUUCAGAACAUGAGUUUCUUAUGAGGUCUCCAAACUUUGCACUAGCCAUAUAAUCUAAGAUCAGUCCCAGUUUUAGUCCUUAGUAAUGAAAUGGCAGUAGCACGUCCUACAGCAAAGGGUGUAAGGAUUAGGCUUUGUAAGUAAAUGUUAUAUUUGUAUAUUGAUCUAGUGUGCAGAUCUCUAUACAAAACAUUCCCUCUACCGUAUGCAGGCAGGCCAUUAUAGAAUCUGUCCCAGUGAAAUUGUGGAACACCUGUUCCCAAAUUAGUUAUGCUCUAUUAGGGAUAUCAUUAUAAUCUGUCCAUGUAACCUGCCAAAGGUCUGACGUGUGCCAUUUGCUCACCUGCUGUUACAUGCCUUAUUUUAACUUUUUUUUUUUUUUUUUUACCCAUAAAACAGUUUUUUUGUUUAAGGUGGGGUUACCAGUGUAUCUGCAUAGUAUGUGAAAUUCACAAGCACAGUCUUUAAUGAUUACUCACGCACGAGCACACUUUUUAUACAGAAUCCAUAGAGAUUUCCCUUCUUUCUUUGAGGGAUAUUUACUAAUUCUGCUAAAAAAAAAAAAAAAUUGCAAGUCUGCACAAAAACCACAGCAACUAAUCAGACAUUUGCAUUAAUGUCUUACUUGCACUAAACAAAUAAACGCUAAUUGCUGAUUGGUUGUCACAGGUUACUGUACAUUUGCACUUUAGAGCAGUGUUGGUAAAUACUCCACAUUUAUACCAGUGAUCAGUAUUGUCAGUGAAAUAGAUAUUCCUUUGCAGUGAUAGUCUUAAGAAGGGUUUGCUAGGUGGGUGUAGUAGGGUAUGCCGGCGGCCAGCUUACCGGCACCGGAAUCCCAACCGCCGGCAUACUGACAGCUUGGUGAGCGCAAAUGAGCCCCUUGCGGGCUCACCGCGUUGCGUGCCCCACGCUAUCUAUUCUCCCUCCAGGAGGGUCGUGGACCCCCAAGAGGGAAAAAGUGUCGGGAUCCCAACAGUCGGCAAACUGAAGACCACCCUGCUAAGCUACCCUUUCUUUUUAAAUAUGCAAUCCAUUUAUAUACAAGUCCCUCGGUGGAGUCUAGAAUUGAGUAUACAUUCAUUAUAGUAGCAGCUCAAUCUUAUUGUAGACCUGUAACUUACACAUAUCAAGGCAGUUAUGUCACGUGCUUUAGCCAGUGUUAAGAAAAAUGCAGCCAAUUCACUAGGAAGUGGUGCCUUGUGGAUGAUUAGUCUCGGAAAUGUCUCCCAGUGGUGACUAGGCCUAGUGCUGCAUUCUAAGGGACAUUGGGGCAGAUGUAUUAAGCCUGGAGAAGUGAUAAAACAGUGAUAACGCAGCAGCCAAUCAGAUCCUAACUGUCAAUUUACAUAUUGGAGCUGUUUGGCUGAUGUGCUAUUACCUUGCACUUAUCACUGGUUUAUCACUUCUCCAGACUUAAUACAACUGCCCCCAUUGUGAGCCUUCAGCAUUGAUGUCUCCCGUGUGCAGAACACACUUCUAAGCUUCUUCUAUUACUAACAUUACUUGGACUACAUAUUGAUGGCUGAAUUUCCUUUUAACUGCACAAAAGCCUAGAUACUAUGCAAGAACUAAACCAUAGCCCUGUUGAUGGAACAGCCUACAGUUGGCCACUAGACAGUUUUACAAGACUGCUAUAGAAGCACAAUUCUAAUAAAUUCUACUGUAUUCAGUAUAGUUUUACAUAAACAAGUAAAAGGUCUUGUAGGUUUAACACUCGUUGAGUGUCAGAUGUAAUGGUGAAAGUUAAAGUGCUUUGGGGAUUUCAGUUGUAAAUUUUAAAUCUGCAACUUUAUUUUUAGUUCUAUUUUUUUAUUACAAAACCAUGUUUGGCCUUCCUUUUUAAAUAAAUAGUGUUAACAUCUGCACUUUCUGCAACAUACAAGCUUAUUACAUUUAGCCCCCGAAUGUGAAGCCUUAGGGGUAAAUUUACCAAAGCUUCUAAAACAGAGAAAAGGCAAUAGAGAGAAAUUAAUAGACAUCAUCUGAUUGGUUGUUAUGGACAACAUCACCAAUUCUUUUUUUAGAAGCUUUAGUAAAUGUACCCCUUGGACGCUAGACUGCUGUCUACAGCAGUAUGUGGCCACUAAACCUAGCACCAUUAUUAUAACAGAUUUCUGUCUUGGCAACCAGAUUUUCCCUUUUGUAAUUGAUAGAUUGACAAUGCUGAUCACUGAUUAACUUUUCCUUUCACCAAAGAAAAGAUCUAUGUCAGACUUAAAACGCUUUAGAGAUCUAUUUACACGGUUGCAGAUUAAUGAGGGUGUGAUUGUUAUAUUAGAUCCCCUGAGAGGUCAUGGGUUAUUAUGAGGGGUGGUACAGAAUAUGCUUCCUGUUUCCCACUGACGUGUAGCAUUAUUUGCCCAUGGAUAUAUGUGCCUUUUUUGUUUUGUUUUUUAAACUUUAAAUAACCAAAGAUAUUUUAGGGUUCUGCUUUACCUCGUCUAACUUGGGAUUCCAUGACAUUGUAGAGUCGGGUUCCCAAAGCACUUGUGCUUUUACCUGGAGUAACGUGUCAUUUAUACAUAUGGUAUAGAGUGCCAUUAGUUAUUCCGUUCUGUUAGAAUCUCUGCACAGGUCCUAGGAUACUCCACACCAACUCUUUACAAUGUACAUUUCUCAGUGCCUUAAAGGUUAAGUGCCAAGUAGCCUGUUACCUCCACAUUUUAUAAAAUGACCCAAUAUCGAUGACCAGCUGUAAUGGGCCACAUCCUUUAGUGUCCAUGGAACUAUGGUGGUUGCAGACCGUUGUGAAAUGAUGAAUAACGGGGAGAAGUUAAAGUAUUGUUAAUGUCGCAACUACAGUGUGUUUUCAUUAUGUAUAUACAUUGGUUAUAUAGUGCAGUUGUUUGGGUUUUGUUCUACUUUGGUGCUAUUAGAGAUUUAUAUUAUAAUACGCAAAUUAGGCUUAUAUAGGAACUCCUGUUAAACCUGUAUAAUCUCGGAGUUCUGCCUCAUGUAUUAUACGGAGGAAAGCACCCUAACUGUAGAGUAUGGAUAUUAGAAGUCACCCCUGCUAUCCAUGACCUGUAUAUAGAGCACUCUGCAUAUGGUCUCAUGCCAUUACUGGAACACCGUACUUAAGAAUGUUAUGUCAGACCUACAAAUACCAAUCUAUGCAUAACUAAUGCAAUAAUCAGAGCUGUGACAUGUUGCAGAAUAUCAUCGAUGACUAUGGUCUCCUAUGUAGUGUGACAUAGAGCAGGCUGAAUCUAUCCACAUAGAAAUGUUUUCCCAGAACUGCAUAGCUUCGCUCUCUUUUGCUUUAUGAAGUAUAUUUUUUGUAUGCUUUUGCGACUGGUUUUCCCGUUUCUCAGGGAAAUAACAAGUAGUCUGUGAUUCCCAAGGCAUUGGGCCUGCCGAAAUGUGUUGCUGUAAUAUAGUGUAUAUAUUCAGUUUUACCUGAGCCAAAUUCUUGUGUUCAGUCAGUGUCCUCUUUACUUUUACUUAAAGGAGAAAUGAAUCCCAGAAAGACCUCUGCUUAAGUUACCAUGGUGUAUACAGAAUUGCAGUUGACUGCCUCUUUCAGCAUCGCACCGUGACACUGCGGGAAUGCUGGAAACAGCAUAGCCUCUGCUCCCGCCCAUUAUGGAGGUCUAUAGAAUAUGGCUGGCUGCGGAGUCCAUUUCCUUAUUUAUUGUCCACAUUCAACAAUGUCCUGCUUGACAUUUAAACAGUUAAAUGUGACAAUAAUUUAAGUAAAAGUCCUUUUCAUUUUCCCUAUAGUUUUCGCUGUCAAAAUGGCAAGUAGCAUGUCAUGUUGCUGCCACUUAUGUCAGGGAAUGUUAAGAAAAGUAGUUUGUACAUAGUGUAAAUUACCUGUAAUUUGCUUCUUUGUACCUUUUUUUUUUUUUUUUUAAAGAUAUUUGUAUAUUUAAGUCAUUCACGUUAUUUAAUUUACUGUGUAAUUUUAUUUUGAACCGUGCGUGCUCUCUCCCACUCUGCUGGGUUUUGUGACUAUCCUGCUUGGGCAGUAAUAUAAGUUGCUGUACUGCCACUUCUUUGUACUGUACUACUCGCUUCUAUUUCCCGUUACAUGGUCACUUUUUUUUUUUUUUAAUUAAUUUUUCUUUGACUCCCAUUGCACUUUUGCCAUGACAAGGAUAGAAUACACAGUAAAUUUGUGGAAGUUGAACUUGCAUAAGAAUUACUGAGGCUGGUAUAACCGUACGGUUGGAGACUCCUGUAAGUUGCAGCCCACAUAUCUAUCUAUGUAUGUAUGUAUGUAUAUCUGUUGUGCUGUUUAAUAUACAAUAUUAUAACUUUGAUCAGCGAUGACUGAUUACUACUAAUAACCCUUCCAGUGGUGGGUGAAACAUUAAUAUUUGUCCCUUGAGCCUCUUGCCGACAGUAACUAUCAUCAGGCCCCAUAGAGUAACUACACAAACCCAACUCUGUUCUCUACUAGUAUGACCCUAUUUUGCACUACUUCUACACUAGCCUAGAACACUUGUUCAUUCAUGCAGAAAAUUAUCCAUAUUCUGUUAAUCUGCUUCACUCCAAGGCUUCAUUUUCCCCCUUGUGUAUUAUUUUGGACUGAAUCUGAUGAAUUCAAUCCUAUUUGACUACUCAGAAUAAUUGCACUUUUUAUGUUUAGGCAAACCGUUACUGUCUGUCUGCGCAAGCUUUAUUUAAUGUGUACAAGUUAUUAACCACACACAAUACACCAAAUGAGGAAUAUUCCCCCCAAAAAUCUUAAUGUAUUGUGACUUUGAAAAAUGUUUAUCCGCAUUCAAAGGUGUAAUUUUUUUCGUUUUUCUUUUUAAACGGGACAUGGUAUUAUUGGCAUUUAAAAGGUUUUUUUUUUUAAGUGUCAAAGAUGUUCUUUACUGUUCAGAUCUGAAAGCAAGGGUAAAGUGUCUGUUUUAGAAAUAAGGAAGGUGGGAUAAAAGUGUUUUUUCUUCUUGACGCAACUUUUAUAGCAUUAUCCCCUUUGUCCCAUUCUUUUUUAAAUAUCUGUUAAUGAAUUGUUUAAGGCACUGUUGUCAAACUGUGUAAAUCUGUGAUGUGUGCAGCUGCAUAACUGGGUACCAGGUGUAUUAUACUAAAGUGUGUCGGAAUCUUCUAUUUUAAUAGCGUUGUAGCAUUUAGCAGCACUUUCACCUUGCAGUAAAGUAUCUCCAUGCUUACUUGACUUGUUAACCAGCUGUGUCAGCUAACUCUUCAUGUUGUUGGGUGGAAGUCUUUACAAUGCAAUUACUAUACAGUACCUCAUUAAUUUCACUUCAUAAAUUGUUUAAAUAUUUCAAAACCGUUUCCAGCCAAGAAUUUCUCAUUUCAUGUGACCAUGUUAAUGUAUUGGUCUGCAUUGUGCACAGCAGCUGAAUAAAUCUGUAAUUUCCAAAAGGGGAGGGGUUGACCCUUCCGGCUAAUGAUAGAAUGUUAUACCCCAUAGAAUCUUCACAUUAUUCCAGGUUAUAAAACAAAUUUACGUGAAUAAGCACCAGAGAAUCCACAUUGCCACUGUUAGAAGGAAACGCUUACAUCAAACAUGCUUUACCUGGAACACGACUCCAUAAUCCCUUGUUCUCUUUUCAAUGCUUCUCAUGGUCUCUGGGAAAUUUCAGAGAUUGUAGGCACUUUUCACAACAUAGCGGGGAAUACCCUCCCAAUAUCUGAAUUGUUACUCUCCAUUUUCACUUUUAGUACCCAUGCUAUGAGAGAGCCUUAUUCUAAUCACUAAUGUCUUUCCAUAGGACCCAGUGUACAUGUAGCAUUUUUGAUAUUAAACAAUUGUCCCUGGCUUUGUGUUUUGCACUGAUUACUUUUGCCAGGGUAAUUGACACUUUUUUUUUUUUUUGUGCAAUAUUGCUGUACAUAAUGCAGAUUUUUUUUUAAGGUCUUUGUCAAUGAAUUUUAUAUAAAUAAAUAUGUUUGAACUUUG